AUGUCCUACUACAGUCCUCCUAACAUCUUCAGACAACCGGCAGUCAGAGUAAGAAAGGAGCAUCAGAGCCCUCAAACCCCAUCAUUGGAUACACAUAGCCGUUCCUGGCAAAAUAAUACCACAAGGCUCAGUUCACCACUUUUGAGAAAAGUUUCCGAAGACAUGAACGAUUAUUAUACCACGAAACAGCUGCGUAGCGAAUUCUGGACUUUACCGCAUCGGGAACAGAGCUGCACCGCGACCUUCCCAAAUUCGCUAUCCUGCCUCGACGACGUGGUGCUGACCUCUUCUAUGGCGCCGUCUGAUAACCUACAACUGUUCAGACUCAAUGUUCAAGACCACGAAACAGCCCAGCUAGCUGAGUUACAGUCCAUUACGGUGCCUGGAGCACCUGUCACCACUUCGUGUCUAUUUCCACAAACUUUCAGUAGUUUCAAACAGCCCACGGACCAUGAUCGAUUACUAUGCUCCGGCCAUCAAGACGGGGUUGUGAAUUUGAUAUCCACAUCCGAGGCGGAAGGUGGUGCUAAAAUUAUCAAAAGAUUCAACCACGCCAAAUACUUGAAGUCUACACAGACAGACAAUUUGGACUCACUUCUUCAAAGCAAAAGAGCAUCCCCUAUCAGACAGAUCAAUGCAUGGAAUACUAAUGGAUUUAUUUCCAUUGUCAAUGAGUCCUUAUUCAUUUAUGAUUUAAACCAACACCGAUUACCCUUAUACUUACAGAGCUUCACAGGUCUAGAGGCUGUAGAAGCAAAUCCCGAUAAUCCCAACUUACUCGCGCUCGUGGGAUCGCGUUUAGGACCAAGCGGCCUUUCCUUACUGGAUUUAAGAUGCGUUGGUGGACAUGGGACCCUCUACAGCCCCGACACAAGUGGUUCUAGCGAUACUAAUGUUUCGACCGCGUGCUGUUGGCUCAACGAGUACACAAUUGCAAAUGCAGUCAAAGACUGCGUCAAAAUUUGGGAUAUAAGAUUCCCUGGAUCCAAGUGCACUGUAAAAGGACACAAAGGUUCUGUCAAGGCGCUUAAAUUUCAUAAGGAGUCUCAAAGGCUUUUCACUUCCGAUGAUGAAAAUUAUACCUUGGCAUGGGACAUGGAAAAUCUGGACAACGUCUCAGAGUGUCAUUUGGCCAAUGGAUUUCAAAGUAUCUGCGAAGAAAAUGUGUCUCAAGUGAAGCAAUGCGGUAACAUCAUUUCGUCGCCCAAUUCUACGCCCAAUUCCCCAUCUUCGCAAACGUCACAAUCUGGUGUAUCUGGGUUUACAUUAUUAGAACUUUGUCGCGAAGGUUCAUUGUUGACAUUGGACUCGAAGGAACUGGGAUUGCAUUCGAUUCGAGAUGUCGAAAAACCAUUUGUGCCAUCAAAGAGUGCCCUCCGAUACCAAGCACCUGUGGAGAAGAACACAAAUGUGGAGUCAGAUAGCACUAUGAACCAAGAAUCUCUGCUCUCAAGCUGGGAUAACACAUCGGAAGGUACCAUAGACAAUGAUGAUUUCAGUACCCCAAUCAAAAAUCAGCAACUUAGUCCCAUCAGAAUCCAAGAUUACCAUACCCACAAAGUUCAGAACCCCAGCAUCUAUUCUCUAAAAGAAUUUGAAUUGAGCGGUUCAACCAUAUAUAACGAGCAUAUAAUACAUGAGGAGAUCCUCGUGUAA
Messenger RNA from Lachancea lanzarotensis, 1656 nucleotides. RefSeq names its product LALA0S01e12728g1_1 (gene DSE1). NCBI's taxonomy places the organism in Eukaryota, Fungi, Ascomycota, Saccharomycetes, Saccharomycetales, Saccharomycetaceae. The transcript has a single exon. The coding region runs from base 1 to 1656 and encodes 551 amino acids. The record is from RefSeq and is a predicted model, not a curated record. Gene Ontology annotation, molecular function: protein binding.